Mobula hypostoma (lesser devil ray) is the source of this 2055-nucleotide messenger RNA. It is a transcript of the gene rad51d, whose product is annotated as RAD51 paralog D. The transcript has 10 exons. Gene Ontology annotation, cellular component: replication fork; Rad51B-Rad51C-Rad51D-XRCC2 complex; centrosome. Gene Ontology annotation, molecular function: four-way junction DNA binding; ATP binding; single-stranded DNA binding. The coding region runs from base 240 to 1238 and encodes 332 amino acids. Gene Ontology annotation, biological process: reciprocal meiotic recombination; DNA strand invasion; telomere maintenance. The record is from RefSeq and is a predicted model, not a curated record. NCBI's taxonomy places the organism in Eukaryota, Metazoa, Chordata, Chondrichthyes, Myliobatiformes, Myliobatidae.
CUCCGCGACAGUAAAUUAGAUUUUUGUUACUUUUCUGGCGGGAAGAUGAGUCAAGCGGAGGGGCGGCGAUUAGAAAUAAGGGAGAGUUCGCGUGGGGGAAUCCGGGCCCGACAGUCAAGUUGCUAGGGGGCUGGCGCCCACCGGGCUGUGCACACGCUUUACCCCCACUUCCACUCGCCCCGUUUGAGAUCGCAGCCGCAGACCCGGGGCGCUAGGAGUCCCAUAGUCGCUCUCCCACUAUGGUGAUCCUCAGAGAGGGCAUCUGUCCCGGAGCCACCGCCCACCUCAUCCAGGCUUUAAAGGAGCAGAACGUGAAGACAGUGGUGAACUUAGUGACUGCAGACAUUGAAGACCUGGCGCAGAAAUGUUCGAUUUCGUACAAGACGUUGAUGGCUGUGAGGCGUGUGUUACUUGCUCAGUAUUCUCCAUUCCCCUCGAACGGUGUGGAUCUGUACGAGGAGCUGCUGGGUUCCACAGCCAUCCUGUCUACGGGAAACCCCAGCCUGGACAAGUUGCUGGAUUCGGGCCUUUACACAGGAGAGCUGACAGAAUUUGUCGGAGGACCGGGCAGCGGAAAGACUCAGGUGUGCCUCAGCCUGGCCGUGAGCAUCGCGUGUCAGCUGAAGCAGAAGGUCCUGUACGUCGACUCGACGGGAGGUCUGAGCAGCCGCCGCCUCCUGCAGCUGGUCCAGAGCCAAGUUGACCGCAUGGAGGAGCAGAGUGAGGCCCUGCAGAGGAUCGAGGUGAUACGGGUGUUUGAAGUGCACUGCCUCCUGGAUGUGCUGCAGGAGCUCAGGGCAGGCUCCACACGCCAGGUGACUGGCACCCACGGCUCAUUGAAGGCGAUUGUCGUCGACUCCAUCACAGCAGUGCUCUCCCCUAUUCUGGGUGGCCACCAGCUAGAAGGUAUGGCCCUCAUGAUGCAGCUUGCAAGAGAACUGAAGACAUUAGCCAGAGAACUGGCCAUCGCAGUGAUUGUGACGAACUACGUGGUCCGGGACGCGGGUGGAGGUGUGAAGCCUGCCCUGGGGUGCUCCUGGAGUUAUGUCCCCAACGUCCGAAUACUUCUCCGGCGUGGGUCUGACUCAGCCGGCCCUGCAGAGCGCAGUGCAACGAUACUGAAGUCAUCCAGGCAGCCAACCAGGGUCAGUGUGGAAUUUGACAUCACUUCCCUCGGGACCCUGGGCAGCCGAGCCGAGCCUCCUCAACCCUCCACUGGUGACCUUGACGACACUUAGUAACAUCCGCAUAGAGCUCUGUAACUGUGUGUGAACACUGUGACUUCAAUGAGAAGGCGGUAAGAGCUGUUUAAUAAGGAUUGGGCCUUUACCUUCUCUCAUCACAAGACCUGGUGCGUUUGAGUGGGGUAAUAGCCCUUGGCAAUUGGCCAUACUUCAUGGAGCUCCAAGAGCAUUGGUUCCCUCCUUGCUGUGGAGAGGUCCAGCAGUGUGUGGCUGGAGAUUCCGACAGUAGACGAUGACAGGCAGGUGCACUCCUGGUUUCCAGGAAGAGCGGCCGACUGAAAAUGCAUCCUGCAGCUUGUAAAUCAUUCUCAGUGUUUGGCUUUACAGAGCUGGAGCUCGUGUGGCCUGAGGCUGCGAGGAGUGGAUAGCCGUGAUGCAUUAAACAACACGAUGGUUUUUUAUAUUACUUCAGGAAUGCAGGAGAACUUGAGAGGAAACAUUUCACAACCAGCAUGGGGAAAGUGCUGGGCAGCCUUACCUCUGUGUGUUUUGUGAUAGUCAAAGAACCUCCAGCAUUUUCUGUUUUCAUUCCUGUUCAUCAGCCCUGCCAAGUACAGUGGACCUUGGCAGUGCCUGUCACCUCCCGCACAUUGACCUUUCUCUCCUGAGCAGAGGCUGGCCGGGAAUUCGGAGCAGUGCAAUUCCCGUACUUGGACGGGAGAGCCACAGUGAUGAUGCGGAGAGUACGAUGGUGACAGAUCCGUACGCAGAGGGAGGGCUGCAUCUCCGUCGUAAGAUGAAAGUGCCUUACUGUUACGUGGCAGUAACAAUAUCUAACAUUUACUGUAUCUGUAGAGCUGAAAUGCAAAUA